UUCAAUUACUUUCCCUUCAAUUCAUCUCAAUGGCCACGAAAACAACUUCCACUAGUUCUCGUAAUCAGGGUGCUUCUGCUGCUAUGCCUCAACAAGUGUUCAUGGUGGGUAACAACAAUGCAUUUGCAGAAAUUAAGGACAAGCUCACUAACCCGUCAAUUAAAGAAAGAGAAGUCAUCUCCAUCACAGGAAUGGGAGGUAUUGGGAAGACGACUUUGGUAAAAUACGUAUAUGAAGAUAAAGACAUUAAGUGUCAUUUUGACAUUCAAGCAUGGAUUACUGUGUCUCAAUCGUAUUCCUUGGAUGAUUUGCUCCGAGUGCUCCUCCAAUCAAUUGACGCUUCUUCUCCAACAGAAAAACAAUCUGCAGGAACCUUCAAACUCAAGGAUAAAGUCCGUAAGUUGUUGCUGGGAAAGAGGUAUCUAAUUGCAAUAGAUGACAUAUGGAGUACACAAGUUUGGGAUGAUUUGAAGAUAUGCAUCCCAUCAGAAAAGAGAAAUGGGAGUCGAGUAUUGUUGACAACUCGACACACAGAUGUGGCUACUCAUGCUAGUUCUGGUGGUCUUCCAUUUAGCAUGCCUACCCUAAGCAAAGAAGAAAGUUGGGAUCUAUUUUGCAAAAAAGUAUUUGCAAAAGGAUCUUGUCCUCCUUCUAUUGAAUUUGAGAAAAUUGGGAGAGAUAUUGUAAAGAAAUGCAAAGGAUUACCACUCUCAAUUAUGGUGAUUGCUGGGAUUCUAUCCAAGGCUGACAUGAAGGUGGAGGAUUGGGAAAAUGUUGCCAGAGAUGUAGCAUUAUCAUCAACUUUAUAUGAGGAGAAGAAUUGUGAGAAAAUACUUUUGUUCAGUUACAAUCACUUGCCUGAAAAUUUGAAGACUUGCUUCUUAUAUUUAGGAGUAUUUCCAGAAGAUUAUGAGAUUCCAGCUCAAAGAUUAGUUGGAUAUUGGGUCGCUUAGGGAUUUGUAGAAGAUGAGGCUUUGGUGGCUAACAAUAAAGAAGAAGUGGCAUGGCAAAAGUUGCAAGAUCUUAUUGAUAGAAAUUUAAUUUUGGUGGAGAAAAGGGUACGGAGUGGAAGAAUAAAGACGUGUAAGAUCCAUGAUCUUACGCGUGAGAUGUGCUUGAGACUAGCUAAAGACAAAAAUAUAUUGCAUGUUAUUGAUGACAAGUUUCAAGAUAGACAGUCCUCCAAAGGAAUAAGUCAAGAAAAUGGCAAUUUUUGUGUAAGCCUACAAUCAAUUUCUAAUAUUAGUCGUUUAGGUUUUGAGCAUAGGGCACUCCAGAAAUGUCAUUCCUUUCUUGCUAUGUUUCCAUCUAAAUAUGGAAACAGAUCGCGUGAAAGAAUUCCGAUCCUUACCAAGUACUUGUCCACAGCAACAUCAAUUCAAGUACUUGACCUCCUUCCAUUUCGUUUUCCCUAUUUUCCAUCUCUUUGGAUAAAUAACUUUAGUCAGUUGAGGUAUCUAGCUUUGUACAUUGGUGCAUUUCCUGGUUCCUUGUCCAUUUUAAGCAGCUUGAAAAAUCUAGAAACGUUGAUUCUGCAAAGUGCAAGAAGUUUUAAAGUAGUAUACUUAACCCUUCCAAAGACACCACAAUUAAGGGAGCUUUGCAUUUUGAGAGGAUCUUUAUUUCAUUUUAAAAAUGAAGAAGAGAAUUUUAAAUUGGAGAAUCUGACAACGCUUUUGUGGUUAAGUGACUUAUGUUGCAACAAUGAGGCGUUGAUGGUGAGGAUUCCGAAUGUAAAAAAAUUGUGGGUAAGAUAUGAAGAGCCCGAGCUCAAAGGCAAAAUGCAUCCUAUUGACUUGCUUCAUACUUUAAGUCAUUUGAAACAACUCGAAGACAUCAGGUUUGAUGGACAUGACUGGUUAAAGUACAGUGGGCUAGUUAAUAUUCCAAAACCAUAUGAUUUUCCACUGAAGCUCAAGAAGUUGAAAUUUUUUAAGACUUGGAUGAAAUUGGGGAUCACGAUGACCAUUCUUGGAAAGCUACCUAACCUCGAAGUUCUCCAACUAAAAUUGCAUGCCUUUGAUGAUUCAGAGACCGAGUGGGAACAAGUUGAAGAGGGGUUUCCAAAAUUGAAAGUGUUAGUCUUCAAAUAUCCAAAACUUCAUAUAUGGAAAGACAGCGAUUUCACUUUCCUAAGCCUUGAGUGCCUGGUGCUAAAGGUUCUCAGUGACUUGGAAUCACUUCCUUAUGAGUGCCUUUCUAGAUGUCCAUGCCUUAAGCUAAUUCACUUGGAAGGGUAUUGUAGAGAUGGUGUUUUAGAGUCUGCAAAGAAAAUUCAAAAUGAUGGAGAUGGCCAGCUUGAGGUCCGCGAAGAAAAUAUUUUUGUACGGUCUAGAUUGAAGACGAUGGAAACAACAAGCUAAGCAUCACAUGUUCUUCUACCAAUUUGAAGGUAACUUUGAUGACUCACCAUCAAAUCAACCGAAGCAAUCACCAAUACAUACCUCUAAGCUCCCCUGCCACCUACUCUCCCAAAACAAAUCCUAAGCUCUGUCAAUUUUGUUGUGAUUUAAGGUUACAAAAUUUACAUCUUUGUUUUGGUUUUGCAUUGCAUUGCAUGUUAUUUUUCCUUUUUUAUUAGCAAAUCGUGAUUUGAUUUUGAGCUGAGAAAUUGUUCCUUUGAAAGGUGGGAGUGCUUAGGAAUAAGUAAAGGGACCGUCUUAGUUUUAUUUUGAUGAUUCAUGAUUGUUGCUUUUAUGCAAGUUUUAUGUGGUGGUUCUGUAUGGAUUGUUGAGUAUUGAAUCAUAAUGUCUAGUUGCGGGAGA
Ipomoea triloba (trilobed morning glory) is the source of this 2765-nucleotide messenger RNA. RefSeq names its product putative late blight resistance protein homolog R1A-4. Gene Ontology annotation, molecular function: ADP binding. Bases 30 to 953 code for a protein of 307 amino acids. The record is from RefSeq and is a predicted model, not a curated record. NCBI's taxonomy places the organism in Eukaryota, Viridiplantae, Streptophyta, Magnoliopsida, Solanales, Convolvulaceae. The transcript is spliced from 2 exons. Gene Ontology annotation, biological process: defense response to other organism.